AUGAGCUUGUUGGCUGAAACUGGGUCUCUUCUGCGUUUGCACGGCAGUGGCCCUGCCUCUGGAAAGGACACAGAGGAGCUCCAGAGUGUCUGGAGGAUGAAGGCUGGUGCUCAGAAGGGCAGGGGCACUGCUGGGGUCAGGACAGUGAGGGAGGUUACAGAGGCGAGGAGGAAGGUUCUGAGGGCAGCCAGCACAAACGGUCCAGUGCAAGAUAUUCGCAGGUUUGAUGAGGAGCGCUUCCCCAACCCUAGCCCCAGCUUCGGCCAGGCGACCUUAAUGGAGGUCUGGCUCCGGGUACAAGGCUGGGGCCCCCUGCCUGCCUUCAGUCCAGAGAGAAGCCCAGCCUCCUUGCCUGAGGACUUUCACCUGGAAUGGGAGGUGGCAGUUGAAGCCAGGACAGGGUUUCUCUGCAUGGCCAAAUCCCAGAAAGAACACUUGUUCCUUAGUGGAGGUUUCAACGUAGAGCAGAAGUUUGAACCAAGAGCCAAGGGUCUUCAGCUUCUGUGCCUUUGUGGUGUCAGCCCAACCUCCAGGGAGGAGAGAAGGGCUGGAGAUCUCAGGGACCAGGAGGCAAGCCCACAAUCGGCCGCCCGCACCGUGCCCAGGAGGAGGAGAGGGUACUGCGAGUGCUGCCAGGAGGACUUUGAAGAGCUCCGUGGGCACCUCCAGAGUGCCCAGCACCAGGGCUCUGUCCUCGAAGCCCACCCGUAUGCAGAAGUCAAUUGGAUCAUCACCCAGCUCAGCCACAGCUUUGUGGACACCCCCUCCCAGGAGAGCCUCCCCAGGCAGUCAGACUCCUCAGCUUUGGAUUGCAACCUUCUGUGUCCUGAGACACUGUCUCCCAUCCAGCCCACCUGUGGCAGGGCAGCAUCUCCCAGGGUGAGGGAGGAAGACGACCCCCAGGCCCCUGGCAGCCCGGAUCGGGAUGGCGUGGUGGGCUGCAUGGAGGCACCAGCUGAAUGUGUCGGGGCUGGUGAGGUGCCCAGGCCAGCAGGAAGCUGCCAAGACCUGUGGGGGUCGGCCGAUAUCACUAUGGACCCCCCAGGGGCACUGGUGUCCAGGAGCCCUACUUGCCAGUGCCUUCCGACCAGCUGUGGCUUUGCAGACCUCCCCUCUGGCCCGGACUCAGCACUUGUUGGCCACAAGCGGAAGGUGCAGUUCCCCAGUGGCAAUGCUGAGGGGAAACCAGGGGUCUCCUGGCCGCAGGCCUCAUCCUUUGUCCCAAGAACACUCAGCCCCUGUGGCACCUGGACAACCGAUGGCAGACAGUUCUUCUCCCUUCCCCUUCCAGGCCAUGAGCCCAGGCCUCUGACCUCCCUCCUGCCCCUAUGCCCCCAACAGACCAGCCUCUCCCUCCCAGACCCCUUGCCCUGGCAGCUCCCAGGCAGGCCAGCAGAGCCCUGGGCCACACCUCCCCCCGGGCCUGGGGGAGGCCACUCGCCAGGUUCCGAAGGUCCUGAGUGUGCAGGCCCCAGCCUUGUCUCUGAGUGGACUGAUCGGCCUCCCAGCUGCUCUGCGGCCUCGGGCCAGCUGGCGGGCCAGCUGGCACGCCAGCUGCACUCAGCUGCAGGCACGUAA
Pteronotus mesoamericanus is the source of this 1578-nucleotide messenger RNA. RefSeq lists its product as uncharacterized. Gene Ontology annotation, cellular component: Dbf4-dependent protein kinase complex. The record is from RefSeq and is a predicted model, not a curated record. Gene Ontology annotation, molecular function: protein serine/threonine kinase activator activity; nucleic acid binding; zinc ion binding. Gene Ontology annotation, biological process: positive regulation of nuclear cell cycle DNA replication; regulation of cell cycle phase transition. Lineage: Eukaryota; Metazoa; Chordata; Mammalia; Chiroptera; Mormoopidae.